AUGAAAUUUGCCAAAGAAUUGGAACAGGAGCUAGUCCCUGAAUGGCGGGCCAAAUACCUCGACUAUAAGACAGGCAAGAAAAAAGUCAAGGCCAUUACGCGUGCCUUGCAAAAAGCGAGUCGCAGUCCAUACUCUCAGUCGAACCGUCCAUCCUCCCAUCAUGGCCAUAAACGAACUCCGUCAGGAUUGACCAGCCAGCAAAUCGUCGAGCAAAUCGUUCCUCCAACGCCAAACCGUCCGUCAGACAAGCGGCUUACUCCCACAGAACCGUCGCAGAAUAAUUACCCGACGCCGUCUGCAAGAUCAGGGAACAAUCCUGCAUCGUCCGUUCCGCGUUCCACGCCUGUGUCACGUAGCGCGGAGCGUCAACCGCUACACUCCCCGGGAUCUCGAUUCUCGUCUGCGGCUGUUGGGAGCUAUGGAAGCAUUCUCGCAUCACCGCUGCAUGGGGCACCCACUGCGUCGGACAUGGCAUCGUUGGAACUACCUGAUCCCGCCAUCGAUCCGCGCGAUGAUCGAUCCGAUAAGGUGGACCGCGACGGCGACGAUAAGGACCACGUUCAUUUCACCUCCGGCCCUGGCGAUCCAGAGAGUCGGGACCCUUCGUCAGUCUCCCUGCGCCAUGUUAGCGCCCCUAGUCACUCCGAUGCAAAGCCAAGCACACCGAAAACACCUGAAAGUAGCGCAAAGAGGAAGUCUCAACUCCUGAAGCGGGUUUUUCCUCACCAAGAUGUGGAUUUAUCGACAGAAAAACAGGGCCAACUUGAAGCUCCCCCUUCGUCGGAGGUCGACCGGCGCCAGGACGAGUUUUUUGCUUUCUUGGAUGAUGAGCUGGAGAAGAUCGAAUCGUUUUACCACAUGAAAGAGGAGGAGGCUUCCCAUCGGCUGCAGAUGCUGCGGCGACAACUACACAUUAUGCGCGACCAACGAAUCCAAGAGGUUCUGGGGGCGCAGAAGAAGUCCGGGAAGAGAAAGAAUGGGAAAAAGGACGGUCCUAAUCCGAAAGCUCUGACUGGGUUAAACGGCAGUUUGGUGAAAGACGUCUUGACGGGACGGAACCGGUUCGGGAAGAAUACAGAAGCGCUGGCGCAGAUGGCUACGACCACACCAAGGACUCUUCAGGCACAGGACCGUGAAUCGAUCACGCGUCGGAGGGAUUUCUCGCGCCGGCCAGAAGAAGAAGAGUUGGAUGAAGCGGAGGAGGAGGAGGAUGAAGACUCGCCUAACGUCGAUGUACCAUAUCGCUCGGCAAAGAGGAAGCUGAAACAUGCCCUCCAAGAGUUUUACCGUGGUCUCGAGUUGUUGAAAGGAUAUGCCUACCUCAACCGCACGGCAUUCCGGAAGAUUAACAAGAAGUAUGACAAGGCCGUCCAGGCUCGUCCCACUUUGCGUUACAUGUCCGAAAAGGUCAAUAAGGCCUGGUUCGUCCAGAGUGAAGUUACUGAGAACCUGAUGGUCGCGACGGAAGAUCUCUAUGCUCGCUACUUUGAGCGCGGGAAUCGCAAAUUGGCGAUUUCCAAGCUGCGUCGUAUCGACAAGAAGUCGGGCGAUUACUCUUCCAAUACUUUCCGUUCCGGUCUUCUCUUAAUGGCUGGUAUAUUGUUUGGGAUUCAGUCCUUGGUCUAUGUUGGGCAACAUAUGAGCAGUAAGGAUCCGACUCUUCAUGUUCAUACAAGUUAUUUACUACAGAUUUACGGAGGCUAUUUUCUCGUUGUUUUCCACUUUUUACUCUUUGCUUUGGUCUGUAUGGUCUGGACCAAAGCCAAAAUUAACCACGUUUUUAUUUUUGAGUUUGAUACAAGACAUGCAUUGGAAUGGCGUCAGUUAUUAGAGAUACCAUGCUUUUUCCUGUUUCUCUUGGGGCUAUUUAUGUGGCUCAAUUUCCUAACUGUUAAUGCUAUGUAUAUAUACUGGCCGGUAGCCCUUGUGGGACUGACUCUGAUCAUUCUCUUUCUACCGUUCCGUGUGCUCUACCAUCGCAGCCGACAAUGGUGGGCAUACUCCAAUUGGCGUCUGGUUCUCGCGGGUCUAUAUCCUGUUGAAUUUCGUGAUUUCUUUCUUGGAGACAUGUACUGUUCCCAGACGUAUGCUAUGGGCAACAUUGAACUAUUCUUUUGCCUUUACGCACGACACUGGAGCGAUCCACCGCAAUGUAAUUCGUCCCAUUCGCGCCUUCUGGGUUUCUUCCAAUGCCUUCCGGCAGUUUGGCGUGCCUUUCAAUGUUUGCGCCGGUAUGCAGACACGCGAAACAUGUUCCCACAUAUGAUGAACUUUGGCAAAUACAUCUUCUCGGUCCUCUAUUAUGCGACCCUGAGCAUGUACCGGAUCCAAAGAAUCCAGCGAUUCGAGGCGACGUUCAUUACGUUCGCCUUGCUGAACGCUGUUUACACUUCAGUGUGGGACCUUGCCAUGGACUGGAGUCUAGGCAACCCCUACGCCAAACACCCUCUCCUACGUGAGGUCCUAGCUUUCCGGCAGGUCUGGGUGUACUACGUCGCCAUGGUCCUAGACGUCGUCAUACGAUUCAACUGGAUUUUCUACGCCAUUUUCGCGCACGACCUCCAACAUUCAGCUGUACUGAGCUUCGUCAUCUCAUUCUCCGAAGUCUGCCGACGGGGCAUCUGGACAGUCUUCCGUGUCGAAAACGAACACUGCACAAACGUCCUCCUCUUCCGCGCCUCUAGAGACACCCCCCUCCCCUACGACCUCCCCAAGACCCCCGAAGAACCCGACCACCACAGACCCGAAGACGUCCCACUCCAAGAACAACCACCCAGCACCGGCGCCACCAUCCAACCAAGCCCCAACCCCGAAGACCUGGAGCAAGGGCCCGUACCGCCAACACCAGCCGGCGCAUCCAUGCGCACGCGUCGCGGGUCCCGCGCAGCUGCUGGCCUUUCACGUGUUGGAUCUAUCGUGGCCGCUGCACACGCGCAGGACUUUGAACGCAGGAAACGUCCGGAUCAGAUGCAUCCUGCUUCUGUAUCGCAGGGGAAUGCGCAGAGUCCGGAGGAUUCGAGUGAAGAGGAGGAGGAUGAUUCGGGGGAUGCUGAGGCGCAUCCGGACCAGUAUGCAGAUGAUAAUCUGGAGGAUGAGAUGUCGUUUGGGCGGACGAGGACUCAUCGGACGCAUGAAGACGAUGAUGAAUAG
Messenger RNA from Aspergillus chevalieri, 3150 nucleotides. RefSeq lists its product as uncharacterized. The coding region runs from base 1 to 3150 and encodes 1049 amino acids. Gene Ontology annotation, cellular component: cytoplasm; Golgi apparatus; plasma membrane. The transcript is spliced from 7 exons. Gene Ontology annotation, molecular function: inositol hexakisphosphate binding. Gene Ontology annotation, biological process: cellular response to phosphate starvation; phosphate ion transport. The record is from RefSeq and is a predicted model, not a curated record. Lineage: Eukaryota; Fungi; Ascomycota; Eurotiomycetes; Eurotiales; Aspergillaceae.